This is a messenger RNA of Cyphellophora attinorum, 1647 nucleotides long. Its product is annotated as T-complex protein 1 subunit epsilon. The coding region runs from base 1 to 1647 and encodes 548 amino acids. The record is from RefSeq and is a predicted model, not a curated record. Gene Ontology annotation, biological process: protein folding. Gene Ontology annotation, molecular function: ATP-dependent protein folding chaperone; ATP hydrolysis activity; ATP binding. The transcript has a single exon. Gene Ontology annotation, cellular component: chaperonin-containing T-complex. NCBI's taxonomy places the organism in Eukaryota, Fungi, Ascomycota, Eurotiomycetes, Chaetothyriales, Cyphellophoraceae.
AUGGCGAUGCAAUUAGACAUGGCCAAUGCGCAGGUCAUGAAGGAUGAGUCCGGUCGGCCCUUCAUCGUCGUGCGAGACCAAGGCAAGAGGAAGAGAACACACGGCAACGACGCCAUCAAGCAACAUAUCAUAGCGGCUCGCACAGUCGCAAACAUCGUACGCACAAGUCUAGGACCGAAAGGCCUCGACAAGAUUCUUAUCAGCCCCGAUGGAGACAUCACAGUGACGAAUGAUGGAGCUACAAUCCUCGGUCAGAUGGAAAUAUCAAAUCACGCGGCCAAACUGCUGGUCGAGCUCUCCCAGUCGCAGGAUAACGAAAUCGGUGAUGGUACUACGGGUGUGGUCGUGCUAGCAGCGUCAUUACUUGAACAGGCAGCCGAUCUCAUGGACAAGGGCAUCCAUCCCAUCCGAAUCGCCGACGGUUAUGAUCAGGCCUGCGAGGUUGCAGUGACGCACCUCGACACCAUCAGCGACAUACUCGAGUUCUCCCGCGAAGACCAGGAUAAUCUCCUCAAGGUGGCCAAGACGAGUUUGGGCAGCAAGAUUGUCAGCAAAGCACACGACCAGUUCUCGAAGAUCGCAGUUGAUGCCGUCAUGUCGGUUGCAGAUCUGGAGCGGAAAGAUGUUGAUUUCGAACUCAUCAAAGUUGACGGCAAGGCUGGUGGCUCGCUGGAGGACAGCUUGCUGGUGAAAGGUGUUAUUGUCGACAAGGACUUCUCACAUCCACAGAUGCCAGAUGAGGUCCGGGAUGCUCGACUUGCCAUCCUCACGUGUGCCUUCGAGCCUCCGAAGCCCAAGACUAAGCACAAGCUCGACAUCUCCUCGGUCGAGGAGUUCAAGAAGCUACAACAAUACGAGCGCAACAAAUUCACAGAAAUGAUCGAUCAGAUAAAAGACACCGGCGCCAACGUUGUCAUUUGCCAGUGGGGCUUCGACGACGAAGCGAAUCAUUUGCUUCUUCAGAACAAGCUGCCCGCUGUGAGAUGGGUUGGUGGCCCGGAGAUCGAACUCAUUGCCAUCGCCACCAACGGUCGAAUAGUGCCACGAUUCGAGGACCUCAGCGCGGACAAGCUAGGGCGGGCAGGUAUUGUACGCGAGAUGAGCUUCGGUACCACACGCGAGAAGAUGCUGGUCAUUGAAGAAUGUGCCAAUACGAGAGCGGUCACAGUGUUUGUUCGAGGCAGCAACAAGAUGAUCAUCGAUGAGGCAAAGAGGUCACUUCACGAUGCUUUGUGCGUGGUACGGAAUCUGGUUCGCGACAACCGCAUCGUUUACGGCGGAGGUGCGUCGGAGAUCUCAUGUUCGGUCGCGGUGGAAGAUGCUGCUGUGAAGAGCCCCGGUCUCGAGCAGUACGCCAUGCGAGCAUUUGCUGAUGCGCUCGACGCCGUCCCGAUGGCAUUGGCAGAGAAUUCUGGGCUGAGCCCGAUCGAAACUCUGGCAGCAUUGAAGUCGCGGCAGGUACGCGAGAAGAAUAGCCGACUGGGAGUGGAUUGUAUGCAGACAGGCUCCAACGACAUGAAGGACCACUUUGUCAUUGAGUCACUGAUAUCCAAGCGGUCGCAACUGUUAUUGGCGACGCAGCUGUGUCGCAUGCUGUUGAAGAUCAACAAUGUCAUCAUAGCAGGCGACGAUCAAGGUGAAUUCUGA